Molecule: messenger RNA, 2049 nt
Organism: Mercurialis annua (annual mercury)
Lineage: Eukaryota; Viridiplantae; Streptophyta; Magnoliopsida; Malpighiales; Euphorbiaceae
Product: galactoside 2-alpha-L-fucosyltransferase-like
Exons: 3
Coding region: 231-1874 (547 amino acids)
Biological process (GO): cell wall biogenesis; xyloglucan biosynthetic process
Cellular component (GO): membrane; Golgi apparatus
Molecular function (GO): galactoside 2-alpha-L-fucosyltransferase activity
Source: RefSeq, a predicted model, not a curated record
AAGUUUUGUUAAAUUUAUACUAUUUGACAAGUCAAAGAACUCGGUCUGAUGGCUAACAAAAUAAGCAUUGCUUCCAUGUUUGUAGACUUUGAAACUCCACUCUUAAGACAGCUUCUUCUUCUCACCUUUGUCCAGAAAUCUAUCUUCUUCUCUACUUAGAUUCAUUUGCAGGUUGUAAAUAUUAACAUAGAAGCUUGCACAUGUAAAAAGUUCAAAUAUUUAUAGACAAAAUGGAAAAUUCAGGAUUCAGUUUGAAGAAGCUGACAUUGAGAAUGGCUUUGUGCUUCAUUGUAUUGCCUCUUUUAUUCCUAAUCUCAAUGAUAUAUCAAAAUUCAGUUUCUAAAAUAAUUCAAGAAUAUUCAGCUCAAUCUGCAUUCAAAGAAAAAGCUAAAAAUCUUACUGUACUUCCAAAAAUCAUUGAAUCCGAAGGCCAUUCUGAUAAAUUGCUUGGCGGAAUUCUGGCUUCAGGAUUUGAUUCAGAAUCUUGCAUUAGCAGGUAUGAGUCUAGCUUAUAUCGAAAAACCUCAACUCAUAAGCCUUCUUCAUAUCUUAUUUCCAAGCUUCGAAAGUACGAAAAACGCCAUAAACAUUGCGGUCCUGGAACAGAAUUCUACAAUAAAGCUGUAAAAGGACUUGAUUCAAGCCACGCCAAUGUUACUUCAGAAUGUAGUUAUAUUGUCUGGUUGCCUUCCAAUGGCCUUGGAAACAGGAUUGUAAGCAUGACGGCAGCAUUUCUAUAUUCUCUCGUUACUGACAGAGUCUUGCUUGUUCAUCACGGAACUGAUAUGGCGGAUCUUUUCUGUGAACCAUUUCCGAAUACAUCAUGGUUCUUGCCUUCGGAUUUUCCGCUCAUAGAUCAAUUCGAUAGCUCGAAAAUGAGGAACAAUUAUAGCUACGGAGCCCUCCUGAAGAAUAACAACACGAAUACUUCAACUCUGAAGCCCCCAGGUUUUCUGUUCCUUUAUCUAGCUUACAAUUAUGAUGAAUCUGACAAGCUUUUUUACUUGGAUCAGAAUCAAGAUUUUCUCCGGAAAGUUCCGUGGUUAAUCCUAAGAUCGGAUCAGUAUUUUGUUCCUUAUCUAUUCUUAAUCAAGUCAUUUCAAAACGAAUUGAACAGAUUAUUUCCUGACAAAGAAACAGUUUUCCACAACUUGAGCAGAUAUUUAUUCCACCCUUCAAAUCAAGCUUGGGGACUAAUCACCAGAUUCUACCAAGCUUACCUGGCUCGAGCCGACGAAAUAAUCGGUCUGCAAAUAAGACUAUUCGAUCCUAAAUCAAAUCCAAGUGAUCUUGUGAUGAAGCAAAUCCUGUCAUGUACUGAAAAUGAAAACCUGCUACCCAAAUUAGUUAAUCAGAAAAAUACAGUUACUUCAGCAUCAAGAAACCAGACACUAAAAGCUAUUUUAGUAGCAUCAUUACAUUCAGAAUACUAUACAAAUUUGAAGAACAUAUAUUGGACGAAACCGACCGCGACCGGGGAAGCAAUCGGAGUGUACCAGCCGAGCAAUGAAGAGUAUCAACAUUUUGGUGACAAUAUGCAUAAUAUUAAGGCAUGGGCUGAAAUGUAUGUACUGAGUUUAAGUGAUGUGUUGGUGACUAGUUCUUGGUCUACAUUUGGGUAUGUGGCUCAAGGGCUAGGGGGUUUGAGGCCAUGGAUUAUGUUCAUGCCGGAUAAUCGGAAUAUUCCGAAUCCACCGUGUCGGCGAGUUUUGUCUAUGGAGCCUUGCUUCCAUUAUCCUCCAAGUUAUGAUAGGGAUAAAAAUGUUAGAGAUGAAAAUGUUGAUCUUGGUGAGCAUGUUACACAGUGUGAAGAUGUGAGCUGGGGAGUAAAAUUGGUCAAUAGUAAAAAUAAUUUAUUCACGGCCAAGCAUUGAUGAUCUUUUCCCAUCAAAUUUGUUAUUUUUUUGUUCUUAUAAAUAAAGAUUAGCCUCAUGAAUAUUUUUUACAUUUUCAUGCUGUGCAUCAAUUUUUCAUUUUGUAACAUUUUCAUUUUCAGUUAGUUGAAAGAGAAACAAUUUAGUAUGAAAUUUUGACAAGACUUCGAAUUUA